Euleptes europaea (tarantolino) is the source of this 1974-nucleotide messenger RNA. It is a transcript of the gene FERMT3, whose product is annotated as FERM domain containing kindlin 3. Lineage: Eukaryota; Metazoa; Chordata; Lepidosauria; Squamata; Sphaerodactylidae. The record is from RefSeq and is a predicted model, not a curated record. The coding region runs from base 1 to 1974 and encodes 657 amino acids. The transcript is spliced from 14 exons. Gene Ontology annotation, biological process: leukocyte cell-cell adhesion; regulation of cell-cell adhesion mediated by integrin; integrin activation. Gene Ontology annotation, cellular component: cell-substrate junction. Gene Ontology annotation, molecular function: integrin binding.
AUGGCUGGUAUAAAGACAGCCAGUGGGGAAUAUAUCGAUGACUCUUGGGAGCUCAGCGUGUUCGUGGAAGAUCUGGGACCUGAGGCUGAUCCAGUCCCACUCCGCGUCUCCGGCAGCAUGCAUAUUGGAGGUGUCAUGCUACAGAUAGUAGAUAAACUAAAGCUGCAACGGGACUGGUCGGACCAUGCCCUGUGGUGGGAGCAGAAGAAAAUGUGGCUGCUGAAUACACACUGGAGCCUGGAUAAAUAUGGGGUUUUAGCUGAUGCCCGCUUGCUCUAUACUCCGCAGCACAAGCCGGUACGUCUUUCCUUGCCAAACCAAUGCGUCAUUCGCAUCCAAGCCAACUUUGCUAAGCCGGUCUUCAGUGCAGUGAUCGACAUCUGCAAGGUACUUGGUAUCCGUCAUCCUGAAGAACUGUCGUUGUUGCGUGUGCAGGCAGAAAAGGACAAGCGGAAGCAGAAGGAGAAAGAAGGAAAUGCCACAGAGAGCUAUGACCUCAUGGGAGUGCGGCUCCCAACAAAUGCCGAGCAGCAGCUGUUCCGCGGAAUGCCUGCUCACUUUUCAGACAGCGCUCACACCGAAGCCUGUUACAGGAUGUUGUCCGUCAGUCAGACUGGGUUGACCCCUGAGCAGAUCUUGCGCAUGCACCGGCCAGGAUCCCUAGUUGAGAAGACUCAGAUCAACAGCAGAUGGUUGGAUUCAUCACGGACUCUGCUGCAACAAGACAUCAAGGAAAAUGAUCAUCUGUGGCUCCGCUUCAAGUAUUACAGCUUCUUUGACCUGGAACCAAAGUACGACACCGUGCGGAUCAACCAACUGUAUGAACAAGCCCGUUGGGCUGUGCUACUCGAGGAGACAGAUUGUACUGAGGAAGAGAUGGUGGUCUUUGCUGCUUUGCAGUAUCGGAUCAACCAGCUGUCCUUGAACACCAACCCUGCAGACCACAGCGGAGACUCCGGCCUUGAUGACCUGGAUGCCGCUCUUGCCACAUUGGAGGUCAAAAUGGAAGGGAAAUCAAUGACUCCAAAUGAUCUGGACAGUCUUACAGCUAUCCCACAGUUGAAGGAUUACCUCCGAAUCCUCAGGCCCCGCAAGCUGACGCUGAAGGGUUACAAGCAGUACUGGGUCACCUUCAAAGAGACCUCCAUCUCCUACUACAAGAGUGCCGAGGAAGCUCUCGGGGAGCCCCUGCAACAGCUCAGUCUCAAGGGCUGCGAGGUGGUGCCCGACGUGAACAUCUCAGGGCAGAAAUUCUGCAUCAAGCUACUGGUGCCUUCCCCAGACGGGAUGAGUGAAAUUCACUUGCGCUGCGUAGAUGAGCAGCAGUAUGCCCACUGGAUGGCUGGCUGUCGGCUGGCCGCAAAGGGGAAAACUAUGGCAGAUGCAUCGUACAAGGCCGAGGUGCAGAACAUCCUGUCCUUUCUACAACUGCAGCGGGCCAACCCUGAUGCGCCCCUUACCACUGAAGCUGAGGGUGCCCAGUGGCUGGUGUCACCCCGUUAUCAGAAGAAAUUCAAACCCAAGCAGUUAACCCCACGUAUCCUGGAAGCCUACCAGAAUGUGGCUCAGCUCUCGCUCACUGAUGCCAAGAUGAAGUUUAUCCAGGCCUGGCAGUCGCUCCCUGAUUUCGGCAUCUCUUACUUCGUGGUCAGGUUCAAGGGCAGCCGGAAGGAUGAAAUUCUGGGCAUUGCCAAUAACCGCUUGAUCCGCAUCGACCUGGCUGUUGGGGACGUGGUGAAGACGUGGCGGUUCAGCAACAUGCGCCAGUGGAACGUCAACUGGGAUAUCCGCCAGGUGGCCAUCGAGUUUGACGAACACAUCAACGUGGCUUUCAGCUGCAUCUCCGCCAGCUGCAAGACGGUGCACGAAUAUAUUGGCGGCUAUAUCUUCCUGUCGACCCGCACGGCUGACAGAGGCCAAGAGCUGAAAGAAGACCUCUUCCACAAGCUGACGGGGGGCCACGAAGCUCUCUGA